Symsagittifera roscoffensis is the source of this 1292-nucleotide messenger RNA. RefSeq lists its product as uncharacterized. NCBI's taxonomy places the organism in Eukaryota, Metazoa, Xenacoelomorpha, Acoela, Convolutidae. The transcript is spliced from 6 exons. The coding region runs from base 322 to 1206 and encodes 294 amino acids. The record is from RefSeq and is a predicted model, not a curated record.
UCCCGGUGGUCAGUAGUCCUGUCCACGGUUCAAAAUUGACGCCAAGAUCUCGGGAGUUCCAAGGCAUGAACUACGGUGAACUAAACCAGGAGAGACCCUAUAGUGCUAUGAAUUACUACACUGUGAAUGCAGUGAGUUCUACAGAGCAGCAGCAGAAUCGAAAGAAGGGGAGUAAUGUGUUUACGAGUAAGUUGACGUUCCUGGAGGGCAGCAGCGACAGUGAUUUGGGCGACCGCUCUUUGACGAAAGUAGACACGGAAGUCGUAGAUAGAGAGUCUAUCUGAUGGGAGUGGGGUUAGCAAUCGGGACAGUAGAAGAAAAAUGUCGCCAUGUAUCCGAGAUAGUUCGACCAGUAGAAGCAGCUACUUGGAACUAGACCAAAAACGUCGCCAGUUCAGAGAACGAAGCUUGAGCCAAACCUCGGAGUCGAGGCCCAGAACUCCUCUGAAAAAGCAUCAAUGUCAGUUUGACAUGGACAAAAACGACAUCAAGUACAAAUCACGGGAGUCCAGAGCAGAAGAUGCAAAACAGGAUCCAAAACGCAUUUAUAGACUCCGGUCACCAACCUGUGGCUCUAAACACGCCUGUGACCUGCAGCGCUUCCCCUUCAUUCCUCCUGAUCACAACUUCGUGCCCAAAAUCAACAAAAGUAUCCCGCGUUUGUCCAAGAAAGGAUGCAAAGUAUAUGAAGUUCAGAGUUUCUAUAGACACUCUAAGUUCAAGAGAUCAAAAAGUUGUGGAGACAUUCCUCGUUCAAUUCCCACAGGGUAUUAUGACGACACGUGCCAUCUGCCGAAAGACUACCUGCCUCCGAUCUUGACCCGAGCAGUGGAGCUGAAACGAGCCUACAUGCGCCGCAAGAUAAAAGCGAAACGAAAAGCAGAGUUGAACGAAAAGAAAAUGCUUCGGAAAGUGAAACAAGCUAAUCGGAAAAUAUGCAAGUUUGGAUAUGAUUCAUCCUCUAGAUUGAGAGGGCGCUCAGCUCAUCGGAAGUUCCGAGGAGGAAAUUCGAGUGGAGAGGAGAGCCCGAGUCACUCGGAGGAUUCGGUGGAAGACUGUUCGUGUCUGGAGUCGUUUGAGGCAGAUUCGAUUGACUCGGGGUCUGAGAUUAUGGGCGGAAUGUCCUCAAUGCCAUUUGCUGAAAGUGUGAUGUCCUCAAACUUGACUUACCUGAUCGAUGAAACGCCAAAUGAUGCUGAAGAUUAGACUUAAACUAUUGGUUGCCCAAAACAACACUAUUUAAUUUUUUUAUUAAUUAGCGUGACAUAACUAGGUGUUACGUAAUUCAUUUA